AUGAACCUCCUCCUCCUGCUGGCCGCGGCGGGCGCGCUGGCCACCGUGGCCGCGGCGGCGCUGGCCACGCUCAUGGCCCUGGCCGUGCUGCGCUCGCGGGGCCAGGGCCGCGCCGGGAAGGGCGCCACGGCGGCGCGCUGGGGCCGCCUUAGGGCGCCAGCGACGGAGGGCGGCAGGGGGCGGCGGCCCGCCGCGUGGGGGACCCCCGAGAGGCGCCCCCCGGAGCCGGGGACCCCCGAGAGGAGCCCCCCGGAGCCGGGGACCCCCGACAGGAGCCCGUCGGAGCCGGGGACCCCCGAGACGCCACCCUCGGAGCUGGAGCCCCAGAAGAGGCCCCCCACGGAGCCCGAGCCCCCCAAGGGGCGCCCCCCGAAGCCCGAGCCCCCCAAGGGGCGCCCCCCGGAGCCCGAGCCCCCCAGGGCGCCGGGCCCGCCGCGCCCGCAGCGGCCCCCGGCGUGA
Messenger RNA from Sorex araneus (European shrew), 459 nucleotides. Its product is annotated as acidic proline-rich protein PRP25-like. The transcript has a single exon. The coding region runs from base 1 to 459 and encodes 152 amino acids. The record is from RefSeq and is a predicted model, not a curated record. NCBI's taxonomy places the organism in Eukaryota, Metazoa, Chordata, Mammalia, Eulipotyphla, Soricidae.